Hypoxylon fragiforme is the source of this 3601-nucleotide messenger RNA. RefSeq lists its product as uncharacterized. The coding region runs from base 568 to 3015 and encodes 815 amino acids. The record is from RefSeq and is a predicted model, not a curated record. Gene Ontology annotation, biological process: carbohydrate metabolic process. The transcript has 2 exons. Lineage: Eukaryota; Fungi; Ascomycota; Sordariomycetes; Xylariales; Hypoxylaceae.
UACCUCCCACAUGCAUAUAUUGUAUUUACUCUAAAUGUUACCUGAGUGGGGCUGUUUCUGGUCAUCUUCAUCCCACUUCCACUUCCCAUUCACUCUUAGUUCCACUUUCCACACCAAAGCUACUGAGGCUUACCCUGCCAUUUUACAUUUUGAUUUUUACAUUUUUGUUCAACUUCGUCAUUAUCCCGCAAAUAUUAAAUAUCCUUCAUAUUCUUAUUCUUCUCCAUCUUCCGAAGCGUCUUUUGUUUGUUAUCUGUACAACUUAUCUACCAGGCUUCGUCAAUGUUAUCAAACCGCCGACAGCCUCAUUUGUGAUAUUUUACUUAUCGCACAUAUCAACGUGGUCCUUUUAUGGAUAGCUAGGUAUUAUAAGCUCACCAGAGCCGGCAACUUAUCACGCCGCAUAGACCAAAAGGCAUAGACAAACGUCGGCCUUACAAUCAUAGGCCGUAUAGGAGGGAUAUCGAUCAGGUCGAUUACGAUACCUAUCAUUUCGAUUCAUUUGACCUUCAUUCGGACCUACGAAACAGCUCAUUGCGUAAUCUGUUAUUCCAACUUUGGCACAAUAUGAUGUCGGCACAGCUCCAGCAGCCCUCGCAGGGUGGCCAGGCUGGCGCUAACCUAUCAACUUCUAAGAUUCAGCCUUCCCCGUCGGGACUUGAACAAUCCAUUUCUGCCGAUGCGAAGCCUCUCAGAAAUCGUGCUGCAGACAGUAGGAGUCCCUUCGUGCGAGCACACGCCAACAGCCUAGUAGCUUGGCAACUUCUAGACGAUGAUGCCGUGGGCCGAGCGAAGAGGGAGAACAAGUUAAUAUUCCUUAGUAUCGGCUUCUUGGCCUCUCAUUACUGUUAUCUUACGAGACAGGAGUCUUUCUCUAACCCCAAAGUCGCAUCUUUUCUGAACGAGAACUUCGUGCCUAUUCUAAUCGACCGGGAGGAACGACCUGAUAUCGAUAGUAUAUAUAUAACCUACAAUCAAUCUCUCAGCGGAACUGGUGGCUGGCCGCUCAAUGUCUUCCUCACCCCUGAGCUUGAACCGGUUUUUAGUGGCACGUACUGGGCCACCCCUGGCGUUCAAGAUGAAGUUGAGUCAGAAAGCGACGGGACUGACAAAGCCCUUGAUUGGCUCAUUGUGAUUAAGAAAGUAUUUGCCUCAUGGGUAGAUGAGGAACCCCGUGUUCGCGAAGAAGCUAAGAAGAUGGUGAUCGAAUUAAGCCAUAUUUCGGCCGAGGGGACUUUGAAUCACGCAGGGGAUGAUUUUCUGUCCCCUGCUCCAGCCUCCACUCAAGUAGAUACUACUGCUGCCGCAUCUAUCGACUAUUCCCGCGAGGUUUAUGGCGAAGUCGACCUGGAUCAGAUCGAGGAGGCUUAUGAGCGAAUCACAAGAACCUUUGAUCCCAUGUUCGGUGGUUUCGGCCUUGAGGAUAAGUUCCUAACUCCGGCUAAGCUUUCGCUACUUCUACGAGCAACUCGGUUCCCGAAAGUUGUUCAGGAUGUAGUUGGACCGAAUGAGUGCACGUAUAUUAGUGGCAUGGGCCUACAUACCUUGCGAAGAAUUGUCACCGGUGCCGUGCAUGAUCACAUAGGAGGCGGCUUCCAUCGAUACUCGAUUACAAGAAACUGGUCAUUACCAGCUUUCGAGAAGAUGCUUAUAGACAAUGCGCUUCUUCUUGGACUCUUCUUAGAUGCAUGGCUUUUGUCCGGAGGCACGAAGGAUGGUGAAUUUGCUGACAUGGUAGUUGAGGUUGCCGAUUACAUCACUAGCGAUAGGAUGCUAUCCGCCAAAGGUGGUUUCUUCACCAGCGAAGUGGCAGACUCAUAUAACCGAAAGGGUGACAAAGUUAGGCAGAAUGGGGCAUAUUACCUGUGGACUCGGAAAGAGUUUGAGGCCGUCGUUGGCGAUGAACAAGAUAGUGAAACUGCUGCUGCGUACUGGAACGUUCAAGAACAUGGCAACGUCGAACGCGAAUACGACCCCCACGACGAGUAUCUCAAUCAGAAUGUUCUGCAGAUUGUGAAGAAUUCCACAAGAUUAAGCAAGCAACUCGGCAUCUCAGAGGAAGACGUAAAACAGCGAAUUAACGCCGCUAAGAAUAAACUACGUUCACACCGGCAAAAGGAGCGUAUUCAACCAGACAUUGACACGAAGAUCGUCACGUCAUACAACGGCAUGGCAAUUGCUGCCCUUACACGAACAGCCUUGGCAUUGAUUCAUUCCGGAAGUGCUGUAGCUGAACAAGGAAGAAAAUACCUCGAAGUAGCAAAGAACGCAGCUUUAUUUAUCAAGAAGGAGCUUUGGGAUGACAACAAGAAAAUCCUGUAUCGAGUAUACUCCGAAGGCCAAGCCUAUAUUGAGGCAUAUGCAGAAGAUUAUGCCUCCGUUAUUGAAGGACUCAUUGAAUUAUACCAAGGAACUGCCGAUGAGUCCUGGCUCAAGUGGGCCGAUGAACUCCAGACACUGCAAAUCACACUUUUCUACGACAACCCUACGCCUACGCCUACGACGGCAAACGCUAGAUGCGGAGCCUUCUACUCCACGGUUUUAGGUGCGCCGUACACACUACUACGAAUCAAGGAUGCUAUGGACACUUCUCAGCCGUCCGUCAACGCCAUAUCCGUGUCAAACUUGUUCAGGCUCGGAGGGCUACUGGGAGAUGAGAAGUACACAUACAUGGCCAAGGAAAGCGUCAACGCCUUUGGUGUCGAGAUGCUGGAGCAUCCAAACCUUUUCCCGGGCUUGCUCUGUGGCAUUGUCCCUUGGAAACUGGGUGGUCGCCACUGGAUCAUCGUUGGAGAGAAUCCCGAAACCACGCAAUUGGCAGCAUUUCACAGAGCCCCCCGCGCUGCUCUAUCUACGCUGCGAUAUCACGAUCCUCAAAAGGUAGGUUCAUGGUUGAGUAAUCGAGACCGAAGAGCCACCUCCUUCCCACAGGAUCAAGCUAUAUACGAGCCAUCUCGAGACGGCACAUACCGAAAGCUUGAUAACAAUGAAUUGAAAGAGGUAGAUCCCUCUUAGUCAAACACCUCUCGCCUAUAAGAAUAUGGUCGGUCUCUCUAAAGAGUGGGCGGUUCUCACAGUGGCUAACGACGCACCAAGAGAUGCAUACAUCCAUGGAUGAUAUGACGGGGUUAAUAUAUGUUUUUGUCUAUAAGUCGUACGGGGAUUCAUCACGAGAAAUAUGAGGCAGAUACCAUAGGAGAGAUAGGGCGUCUACGGUACUCAUCAUGUUCAGGAGUGGUUUCUAUCAUACCCUCCUCCCCUUUUCUGCAUUGUUUGGCGAUUUGCAUAUGUAGACGAGGUUCUUUCAUGAGGGGGUUUCUUUUUCCCCCCUCUUGGUAUCUCUUUCAUGAAUCUACACUUCAAAUUGGUGCAAGGGUAUUGACAGGCCUAUUUGUUACUGAUCUGGACUUAUUGACCCCCUUGAAGAUAUGGUCUAAUGGUGCUUAAUCAGGUGGGCGCCUACCUAGGUAUUUAGGCUAGGCUUGUGAUUCGAAUAGGAAGAUAAUGGUUCUCUCUUAGCAGAAGUCGUUCGAAGCAUUCUUUACCUAUGUAUCUAUUAUUGAAUCGUUGUAUGGCGAAAUAGAGAUAUCUAAUAGUUCAA